Molecule: messenger RNA, 1125 nt
Organism: Aplysia californica (California sea hare)
Lineage: Eukaryota; Metazoa; Mollusca; Gastropoda; Aplysiida; Aplysiidae
Exons: 1
Coding region: 1-1125 (374 amino acids)
Biological process (GO): neuropeptide signaling pathway
Cellular component (GO): membrane
Molecular function (GO): G protein-coupled peptide receptor activity
Source: RefSeq, a predicted model, not a curated record
AUGAGCGGCGGUGAGAUGAAGCCCUUCAACAUCUCUGAACCGCCCGGACCCCCCGUGAGCGAAGCCCCGCACUUCCUGGUUAUCCCCGACAUCGAGACAAUCUUCAAAGCCAUGACCAGCAUCAACCUGCUCCUCGCGUCCUUCGGCAUCUUGACCAACUCAAUCAACAUUGCUGUAUUCGCCAGGGGACGAAUAACAGACACUUCUACCUCCGUCACGCUCUUCGCUCUAUCCCUGGCCGAUCUGUCGUUCGUGGUGUUCAUCUUUAUCUGGACUUCUAUCCGCGAGUUAUCCUACAUGGAUAUAAGAUUCGGGGUCCCCAAACAAGUUCUAACUUUCUACGUCAGCGCGCUAUCGUUACUCAGCUACACCCUCUCCUCCUUCCUCACAGUUUUCCUGGCAGUUCAGAAAUGUUGCUGCGUCGUGUUCCCGCUGCAGGUUAAGGAUAUGUUCACACUGAGGAGGACUGUACUCAUCCUACUCACUCUGUCUAUCCUCACCACCACCUUCUACAUGCUGUUACUCACAGCUGGAAAGUUUCUCCCGAGGGUGAAUCCGAAAACAAACACGAGCGAGAUGGCUCUGGUCAGUUCGCCGCGGCAGUUAGAAAUAAUCCAGGUGGUCAUCAACAUCUCUCAAAACGUCGCCCCAUCCCUCUCUCUCAUCAUCGUGAUUCUCUGUUUCGUCGUUCUGGUUCAUCGUCUGAAACAAUCCUCGAGAUUUCGACACCGGUCUGAGAUGGGAUAUACAAAAGACUCGUCUGAUUCCAAGUCCACCACCACCACCACCACCACCACGUCCACACGUCACCACACUGACCUCCCCCAUCACCAGCUGUCGGGAAAAGACCUGCAGGCGGCUCAGUCAGUUGCUGUGGUGGCGGCCAUGUUUGUCGUCUGCAACAUCCCGCCCGUGAUGAUGACGUAUGCGUCCCUCGUGGAGCCGGAGUUCAACGACUACAGACGUCUCUGGUCGCUCUACGCGCUCUCGGGGAUCGGCCGCACCACGCUACAGAUUCUCUGCUGCUCCCUCAACCUUGUGGUCUACGUCAGGUACAACGCCACCUACCGGCGGGGACUCGCGGAACUGUGCUGGGUGGUCAAGGUCACCUCGAAGAGACCUUGA